Messenger RNA from Drosophila grimshawi, 367 nucleotides. It is a transcript of the gene Cpr78Cc, whose product is annotated as pupal cuticle protein Edg-78E. NCBI's taxonomy places the organism in Eukaryota, Metazoa, Arthropoda, Insecta, Diptera, Drosophilidae. The transcript has 2 exons. Gene Ontology annotation, molecular function: structural constituent of chitin-based larval cuticle. Gene Ontology annotation, cellular component: chitin-based extracellular matrix. The coding region runs from base 1 to 357 and encodes 118 amino acids. The record is from RefSeq and is a predicted model, not a curated record.
AUGUUCAAGCUUACACUUUGCCUCUUCGCCGUUCUGCUGGCCUGCGUCCAGGCGGACAACAUCGACAAGAAUGCACAAAUUGUUAGCGAAAAAAAUGACCCAGCCGAUGCGGACGGCAACUAUCAAUAUUCCUUUGAGACCAGCAAUGGCAUCCAAGCCCAGGAGGCUGGUAAUCCUAAUGGUGUCUCUGGUACUGUCGCCUGGGUGUCCCCCGAAGGUGAACAAAUCAGUUUGCAAUACACCGCUGAUGAGAAUGGAUACCAUCCAGUGGGCAGUCAUCUGCCCGUACCACCCCCAAUUCCAGAUGCCAUUCUGAGGUCUUUGCAAUAUAAUGCAGAACAUCCACAACAGAUCUAGAGUUAAUCAU